GUUUCACUCAACUCUAUCAGCUGCCCAAGUUUUUUGAGACUGCGCUCGUCCACAAAAUCAAGCUCUCCUUCGCUCCAGCUUCCACGCCCAACAUGCCGUCGAGCGCGAAGAAGCGACAACGCGAAGCUGAAGACUGGGAUUAUGCUGAUCUUAGCGGACCUGACCCAAUGUACAAGAGGACAGCGCCAUCAUGCAUUCCCGCGUCAUCAUCCACGACUUUCAGGGUCAACACCACCGCCAAGGGCCCCGAUCCGAAUUUAACGUCCUAUAGUUCUACUUUUGAUAGCAAGGCUCCUUAUAGCUAUUCAUACACCCCUCCUGCUACUUCUGUGAUGACGAUGCCAUCGGUUCCGUAUUCUUCGUACAAUUACAGUUACCCGCACCCCCAACCCACCCACCCUCACGUGGAGCCUCAGUCCCCAGUUCACGAGGCCCCACCUCCUCCCGUCAAGAAACAAAGGAAAAAGAAGAAAGACCCUAAUGAGCCUGCGCCAGAGAAACGCGGUGCAAUGUUCAAGAAAAAGUGUCCACAGAAUAUUCUCGAUCGCGUAGAUAGGGUCAUGUCUCAAAGAUUUUUCAUGGUCGACAGGAAGCGUAACGGUGAUGAGCUGCGUGAGGAGUUCAGUGUGUUAGGCUCCACAGGGAAUGUGUAUACAGUCAUCAUCGACAAAUCACCAUCCUGCAAUUGUCCAGACGCCAGCAAGGGCAAUCACUGCAAGCACAUAUUGUUCAUCUUUUUGAAAGUUCUCCAAGUCAGCCAAAGCUCCGGCGUGUGGUACCAAAAAGCCCUUAUCACCUCCGAGCUUCAAGAAAUAUUCGCGCAUGCACCUCCAGCACCCAACUCUGUUACCAACCAACGCGUUCGUGACGCAUAUGCGCGCGCGACCGGGAAGGCUACUGCCCCCUCUGAAGAAUCCGAGUCUGUGAAAAAGCGCCGCGCGCCUGGCCCAGAGGAUGACUGCCCCAUUUGCUACGAGACCAUGCAUGGCGCAGACGGGAACGCCCUCACCUGGUGUGAGACUUGUGCGAAUGCCGUGCACAAGGAGUGCUUCACACAAUGGGCUAAAUCCUGUGGACACAACAUUACUUGCGUCUUCUGCCGUUCCCCAUGGGUUAACGUUAGCACAGGCGGGCAGGCCUCCGGGAAGGGCAAGGCAUCAGUGUCAGAGGGAUAUAUUAACCUCGGUACGGUUGCGGGAUUGAGUCAAGAGCGUGACACCAGCUCCUAUUAUCAUGGCUCCAGGCGUGGGUACCGGCACUACGGUUAUCAAGAUUAUGAAAACCAGUUUUAGACGGGGAACCGAGUUUUAUUCUUCAUCUGCAUCCGUGAUCCGGCCCCUUGAUCUAUCAUCUCGUACAUAUAUUUUUUCCAUCUGCGUCCCCUCCAUUUGCAUCGCGAUCCACAGUACAACACCAUUUAAAUCUCUUGCAAGUCUAUAUACGAUAGCGUCUUGCCACCAUAAUCAUUAGUGUACAUGUCAUCGAUCAGUCCUAGUACUACUAAGUACUACUGGUAUCGUCGAAUCUUGGUUACCGAAUUAU
Suillus clintonianus is the source of this 1542-nucleotide messenger RNA. RefSeq lists its product as uncharacterized. Bases 93 to 1292 code for a protein of 399 amino acids. Gene Ontology annotation, molecular function: zinc ion binding; ubiquitin protein ligase activity. The transcript has 9 exons. Lineage: Eukaryota; Fungi; Basidiomycota; Agaricomycetes; Boletales; Suillaceae. The record is from RefSeq and is a predicted model, not a curated record.